This is a messenger RNA of Microthlaspi erraticum, 897 nucleotides long. The record is from the annotation of a GenBank genome assembly. Lineage: Eukaryota; Viridiplantae; Streptophyta; Magnoliopsida; Brassicales; Brassicaceae.
AUGUCAAUGGAGAGCGAAACCCUGAUUGAAUCGGCGAUUAGGGUUCUUAACACAUCGGAUCCGUACGAAAAAGCCAAGCUUGGCGACUCGAUCGCCGUCAAAUGGCUCCAAGGUGCCAUCGCCGAACCUUACAAUCCCACCGUCGAUCUCCCCGUCCCGGACAGGCCGGCUCGGCUCACCAACGUGAAAUUAGUGUCUCCGAGCUUGAUGCCGAAGCUGGGAAGAGCUGGUAGCUUACAGAGCAGGCAAGCAAUUGUUCAUAGUCUUGUUCAUACUGAAAGCUGGGCUAUUGACUUAUCCUGGGACAUUAUUGCUCGCUUUGGCAAGCAAGAGAAGAUGCCGAGAGAGUUUUUCACUGAUUUUGUUCUGGUAGCUCAGGACGAAGGCCGUCACUUCUCUUUGCUUGCGGCUCGGCUUGAGGAGAUUGGGUCUCGUUACGGUGCAUUGCCUGCCCAUGAUGGUCUUUGGGACUCUGCAACCGCUACAUCUCAUGACCUUUUGGCUCGUUUAGCUAUUGAGCACUGUGUUCACGAGGCUAGAGGACUUGAUGUCUUGCCGACGACAAUAUCCCGGUUUAGGAACGGAGGCGAUAACGAAACUGCAGAUUUACUGGAGAGAGUUGUGUACCCUGAAGAAAUCACUCACUGUGCGGCUGGAGUGAAAUGGUUCAAGUAUCUAUGCGCACGGUCCAAGAAUCCAGAAGUCACCAUCAACAGCAAAGAAUCUGAUGAUUGCAAUGAAGAGAUAAUCAAGAAGUUUCAUUUGGUGGUAAGGGAGCAUUUCAGAGGACCGUUGAAACCUCCGUUUAAUGCAGAAGCAAGGAAAGCUGCUGGCUUUGGCCCUCAAUGGUAUGAACCACUUGCUGUUAAAGAGAGCAAUGCGGCCACUUGCUCUUAG